Molecule: messenger RNA, 522 nt
Organism: Nerophis lumbriciformis (worm pipefish)
Lineage: Eukaryota; Metazoa; Chordata; Actinopteri; Syngnathiformes; Syngnathidae
Source: RefSeq, a predicted model, not a curated record
AUGGCGCCCAAAGGCAAAGUUGGUACAAAGGGCAAGAAGCAGAUUUUUGAGGAGAAUGAGGCAACCCUCAAGUUCUACACAAGAGUCAUUCUGGGAGCUAAUGCCAUCUAUGUUGCUGUAAAUCUUUUGAUCUUUUACAAUUCUUCUUCAUUUUGGACAUGGCUGUUAUUUGCAUUUGCGCUAGCUGUGUAUGUAGGGAGUUACCGCUCCAUGUCCACGAUGGCCAAACCAGCGUUUGCUGAAGAUGGUAGUCUCCUUGAUGGAGGAAUAGACUUAAACAUGGAGCAGGGAAUGGCAGAACACCUUAAGGACAUAAUCUUGCUGACAGUGUUUGUCCAAGUGCUCAGCUGUAUCUCCUCGUAUUUUUGGUAUCUCUGGCUCCUGGCGCCAGCACGUGCCGCUCACCUGCUAUGGGUGAACAUUCUAGGCCCCUGGUUUUCUGCAGAGAGCCCGUCAGCACCUGAGGAAGUGAAUGAGAAAAAGCAGAGGAGACAAGAGCGUCGGCAGAUGAAGAGAUUCUGA